UGCCAGUGGACAAUCAAACGUACACACCCACCUCUGUCUACACUCGUCUGUCCAACAUUUCUUACUUCUGCUACAAAAUACAUAGCUACAUCAAAUCUCUCAGCUCUAAACCUCAAACCGGCGCAUCGUCAAACACCAGCAAUAGCUCAAAAAAGACCUCUUACAAUACAACAUGGAGUCCCCUCCAGAUCCAGCGAGCGACCCGGGCAACGGCGUCUCAGAGCCGGUUACCCCGGUCAGGGAAACCCCGGUAAACCUGGAGACCCUCCGCAAAGCUGAGCACCAAGCCCCGGUGCGCAGGCAGAGCUGCUCCAGUACCAACAGAGGUAUUUCAGUAACAAAGAAGACACACACCUCUCAAAUCGAAAUAAUUCCCUGCAAGAUCUGUGGAGACAAAUCAUCAGGCAUCCAUUACGGUGUGAUAACGUGUGAAGGCUGCAAGGGUUUCUUCAGGAGGAGUCAACAGAGCAAUGCGGCGUAUUCAUGCCCGCGUCAGAAGAACUGCCUGAUUGACCGCACCAGCCGAAAUCGCUGCCAACACUGCAGGCUGCAGAAGUGUCUGGCCGUGGGCAUGUCACGUGACGCGGUGAAGUUCGGCCGCAUGUCGAAGAAACAGCGAGAUAGUCUGUAUGCAGAAGUGCAGAAACACCGGCUCCAACAACAACAGCGGGACCACCAGCAGCAGCCCGGCGAGGCCGAGCCCCUAACCCCAACCUAUGGCCUCACAACCAACGGUCUGACCGAGCUCCACGAUGACCUGAGCGGCUACAUGAACGGCCAUACACCUGACGGCACUAAACCGGACUCGGGCGUCAGCAGCUUCUACCUGGACAUCCAACCUUCACCCGACCAGUCUGGCUUGGACAUCAAUGGGAUCAAGCCAGAGCCCAUUUGCGACUUCACCUCAGGCUCAGGCUUCUUCCCGUACUGUUCCUUCACCAAUGGAGAGACAUCCCCCACUGUUUCCAUGGCUGAGCUGGAGCAUCUGGCCCAAAACAUUUCCAAGUCCCAUAUGGAGACAUGUCAGUACCUGAGAGAAGAGCUUCAGCAGAUGACCUGGCAGGCAUUUCUUCAGGAAGAAGUGGAGAGCUACCAGAACAAGCCCAGAGAAGUCAUGUGGCAGUUGUGUGCCAUUAAAAUAACAGAGGCCAUUCAGUACGUGGUGGAGUUUGCAAAGCGCAUCGAUGGCUUCAUGGAGCUCUGUCAGAAUGAUCAGAUAGUGCUUCUCAAAGCAGGCUCUUUGGAGGUGGUGUUUGUCAGAAUGUGCCGUGCCUUCGACCCUCAGAACAACACAGUCUAUUUCGACGGAAAGUAUGCAGGGCCUGACGUGUUUAAAUCGUUAGGCUGCGAUGAUUUGAUCAGCUCUGUCUUCGAGUUUGGGAAAAACUUGUGUUCUAUGCACCUCUCUGAAGACGAGAUCGCCCUGUUCUCUGCCUUUGUGUUGAUGUCUGCAGACCGAUCUUGGCUUCAGGAGAAGGUGAAGGUGGAGAAACUCCAGCAGAAAAUCCAGCUGGCACUUCAGCACGUUCUGCAAAAGAACCACAGAGAGGACGGCAUUCUGACAAAGUUGAUAUGCAAAGUCUCCACACUGCGAGCUCUGUGCAGCCGGCAUACAGAAAAGCUGACGGCGUUCAAAGCAAUAUACCCAGACAUUGUGCGAGCCCACUUCCCCCCAUUGUACAAGGAGUUGUUCGGAUCAGACUUUGAGCAGUCCAUGCCCGUUGACGGGUAACGCUUCCCCGCGCCCGCCCGGGGAUUUCACGCCGUGGGGAAUGUCAAGCAUAAAUCUGAGACACUUUACCAGUGCCCUGCACAUACACACACACCUGGACGGCCGACACACUGCACACACACACACUUUUCCCUUUUUUCUUUGUGUUUUUUUCUUCGUGGGAGGAGGUAAAGGACUGGUUUAGACUCCAGUGGUUUAUUUUUGGGGUUUGUUCCCCCCAUUUACUGACACAGGUGGGAUGUGAAGCCCAGGGGAGAGGAUGAGAAGAUGAGUAGACGCUUGUUUUUCAUACUCUAUUUUUCUGGCUGAACCUGAAGAGUCCAUGCAUACGAUUCGAGAACGGUCCCAUGGCGAUUUGUCACGAUCAGCAUAAAUUGUUUUGACUCGUUUCCAAAGCGGAAAACGAUUUCCCGAGAGCAUUCGCCUGCAUCCAGUAUUUUAAACAAUUUUAAAGAAAGCCACACAUAAGCCAAGAAAAUGAAAUAUAAAGAAUGCUUAACUACGUACCAGUACCAUACCGACAUAUAGAUUACAGAUUGUGGCCCAUGUGGUGUGCAUGGCCCAGGCUAAGCCAGUUCCUUCCUCCAGUGGUUUUGAUUUUUUCUGGAAACGCUUGAUGUCAGAAUACAAACCAGCAGCGAAAAAAAGAGAAAUUCAAGGAGGACGGGAGAUAAAGAGGAGAGAUUGAGAAGAAGUGUGAAGCAAUGUCUGUCGGCAUUUGGUGACAAAGCAGCACCUUUCUACGGACAAUCGUCUUUAAAGAAGGAAAAACGUAGAAUUCUGGUAAUUCUAGUUGAAAUGUUGUAAAAGCUCAAUUACUUUUAGCUGUCAGAGACUUCAUCUACCAUAGUUGCUUAAGUGAUAUCUUUUAAGGCCAUCUGCUAUUAAGUCCCUCUCUGGAAUGGUGUUAACGUAAUGGUCCGACCGCCAACAUCGAUGCAAUGAAGGGGUCCAUUCCACCCUAUUUCCUAACGUGUUACAGGGUAUACGGUCAUAAGUACAAACAAUACAGAAAAAAAAUUAUGUUUAUAGAAUCUAUUUUAAAUAACAUGUAUGAUAUUAGUAGCUAGACUAUUCUUAAUUGUGAAAAAUUGAUAAGGCACUUUUAUUUGCACCUUUCUUUAAUUUAAGACUUGUAUAUUUACCUAGUUAUGUGUGUGUUGCAUGUAUAAAUACCACGGUUAUGGAAAACAAGUGCUGGAAACCCUAACGCUGCUGUGGGUGGGUGUGUGUUUGUGUGCGUGUUUGUGUAUUUAUUUGCGAGGUUGGUGCUGGGUAAAGGCUGUUCACAUCUGUUCAUAUAUUUAUUUUAAAAAACGGCAGCUUCAGAAUACUGUUCGUAGAUCUGCGUUACAUUUUUGGCACAAGGCAACCCGGUCAGAAAGCUGUUUUUGGGAUCAGAAAGCUCUGCUUUUCUGUUGUGUAACAUUUUUAGGAACGGCUGUACCAACAAACCUACCGUUUCAUCACAUGGAGGGGUUGCAUAUCAGUUUUGCACUGCACUGCAUUUUUUUACGAUAUUUCACAAAUACUACCAUUUAUUACGAUUAUAAACGUGAUUAUAAAACCUAUAGGUCAAUUUUAAACAGGCUUGUUACCAUAUUUGGUGAAAAUUUGUUUGAUCUAUUCAUGGAUAAAAAAAGCUUUUUCAUACAUUUCAGUCUGGUUCCAUCUAGUGGUGGUUUUGAGUUGAUCUGGCAACCGUUCUUUCAUGUGUUGUUCCGGACUCAAGAUGAAAGUGUAUCUUUUUAAAACAGCUCUUGUGAAGGUCUUUGCCCAGCAACAACACCCGUCAGGAGCGUAAGCGUGAAAAAUAAGAAAAGAUAAAUAUUCAAAGCCUUGUCUGGUUGAAAUCCUCUAUUUUUGUAACAUUGUAUAAAGCCUAUGAAAGAAAAAAGGGAACGAAGGAUGAUAUAGCACUUAAUCCUGCAAUAAUGAAUUAGAAUUUGUGUGUUUUUUAUGAUUUUAGGUUUUUUUUCAAAGAACAAUACAAUUUUAGUAGUAGUGCUAUUUUUUGGAAUACCUAACUGUUGUGCGUUGCGUAUGUUUGUAAGUCUUUUGAAUGUGCCAUAGUGGUCUAUCCUGCUAUUUUGAGUCUGAAGAAAUUGUGUUGUAACAUUCCAGUAAAACUAUGUUGUGACAUUUAUGAAAUCCCCAUGUAAACCUCAACGACCUGCUAACCGACAUUGAGUAGAUCUUGGAGAGCAUCUUAUCGUUUUGCUUUUAUUGUCAUAACAUUUUCAUUCCCAAUCAUGUGGUUUUUCAAGUAUUUUCCUCAGGGAAGAGUCUGUCUAACUCGAUUCUGAAACCGGUAGCUUAAACGUGUUAGUCGGCUCUACAGUCUGUUGCAUUAAAAGCUAUCGUGAAUAAUUUGAUCUCAACGGCACGAUCAGGGUCAAUACAGUCAUUAAGUAAUCUUAUUGUAGCAUACUAAUAUUAAAAAAUAUUAGUCUUAUUUUUUGUCAUGCAGCGCAUCCCCUUAUUAUUACAGUCCAUCAUUAAACUGUGAAUGACAAUCCAGGUUCAUGUUUAGUUGUUGUAAAUCAGCAGUGCUUGUAAUACAAGGCUCAGGGAGAGUAAUAUUGUGAUAAUUGAGAACACUGAUGCAGGGAAUAUCAAGGGAAAAUGAGAUAUUAGCUCUGUUCCCAAAUCCAGUGAGCUGAAUAAACGGCAUUUUAAAGCAUCUUAGACUUAUUCCUGAUUUGAAAGUCGUUCCAAAAGGCGGGGUUGCAUUAUUAUGCAGCCUUCUAACAUUUUCCUAUACACAUUAAUUCCUAUGAGAAAGUAUAAUUUUUUGCUUAGCCAUAUGAUAACAUAAAAUUUGUAUUGGAAUAUGAUUAACACAUUUAGUCAUUUCAUGGGUAGCUUGCUAGAUUUGGAACAGGAUUGUCUAGAUUUGAUUUUUAUUUGAGGCAGAACCUGGUAUUGAUAUGUUAAAAAUGGGAAUGCAUGCUUGUCACCAGUUUUUUAAACUCGGCCCUUCUUGCUUUUUAUCUUUUGCAACUUGCAUGCUCAUGUCAUAUCCUCUUAUUCACUUGCAUCCAAACUGUCAAGCCCAAAAAAGACGGCAGUAAAUCAUAAACCAUGCAAAUGUGUCAUUUAAUUCAGUCGCACCAUAGGCCACUGGUUUUAUCACAUCACACAGCAAGCUCCAAGAUCUAAUUCCCAAAAAUCAAACAAGAGAAAAAUAUAACCUCAAGCGUACUGUUUUUGUUUGUUUGUUUUUUCUGGAUGGGGAUUGUUCAGACUGUCACUCAUAACUGUUGGAGUCUAUGUGCCAAAUACCUCUUUGUAAUUUGCUCCACCGUCAACGUCCGUGCGGGCUAUUUUUAACAAAUACGGGUUUCUACAGGGUAACCACUGCUGUGGAGUCCCCUUUUAAUGAACAAGCUUUGAUGCACAGCAGACCGUCGUGAUUUUGUUUCUCGUCCAAUGAUCCAUGUCCACAAGUCAGUGCACCACAAAAGCAAAAGAUUCGCCACUUUUUGCAUGUCGUGUUUUGUCAGUGUAGUUUGUAUUAGACUUUUUAAAGCAAUAUAGUAAACAGAACUUUGGACAAAUUUAUUUUUUCUAAUACAAGGUACUUAAACAUCUCUGGAUCUGUUGUAUUAUAGACUGAGAUCUGUUUGUUUCUCUUAUUGGUGGAAGAUCCAUAAUUGUUCUCGCAUUUUUUAUUGUAUUUUUUUUAUCUGUGGUUCCCUCUUUGUGAGAAGCAAUAUAUGUCCGAAUGUGCACGGAAGAGCGCGCGUACGAGCAAAUAUGUAUGUGUUUGUGCUAUGUAAUAUUUCCUGAAGGUCAAACCCCAGACAAGGCUUUAAAGAUAAAAUGCAGCAGGGUCAGAUGGUGAAUUGUACGUAAGAUCUUCUGUUUUCCCGGGAUUUAAGAUGUUUUAAGUAGCACUGAGUUUAUACCCCUUGAUGAGGCUGUACAGCAUGACACAAGGCACCUCGAUAUUAACAUUUCAAUUAGAUUUAUGCAAACGCAACAAGGCCUAUGCACUCACAUUUCAUGUAAAAAAAAAAAGAUUUAACUGUAAACUUUAUGAUGAGUGGAUUUGAUGGAAAGUGUCAUGCUCAUAGCAGCAUUUUGAUCUGAAGGUUAAAGUGUAAGGAUGUACAAUACAUCUUUAAUUUUGCAUUUUGCUUGCAUUUUUUUUUUAUUAUUAUUAUUGAGAAGUUUCUUUCCAAAAGCACAGCUGAUGUUAUUAAAGUAAAAUAUGUUUAGAAAAUAGAAGAAAGUCUUUAGCCAUAAACGAAUGUCAAGCAAUAAUAUAAAUAUAUAUAUAUAUAUACAGUAUAUUGUGUAUUAUUAUUAUUAUUAUUUUCUGUGCAUAGGCUUUGAACAUCUGCAUGUAAAUAGAUCUUUUAUUUAUACAAUUUUUUUUGUUUGUUUGUUUUGUUUCAUUUUUGUCAUUUUCUUUUGACUAGUUCUGUUCCCGGGUGGAGAACUAUGAACGUCAAAAAUGGCCUGUAAACUGUACAGCUUCAUUUUUCCUCUCUACUUCACCUUUCGGCUUUUAAUUCACUCAGUAUUUAAUGUUUUACUGAUCACAUGUAUAAAGGUAACUUCUGUUUUUAUAGGUAAGAAGAAAAUACUGCUAUUAAGACCAUGCUCGGUGCAAAUAGACUCAUCAUGCUGUACAAUAUCUCUGUUUUUAGUCUAAUUCUCUCUUUUAGACUUAGUUUGAUUAGCGGUAGGGUGUGCUGACAUAAAUCUUUGUGUUAUACUGAUGUGUGGUGCUAGGUAAUUUACUUUCGUGAACAAAAAUGAUGGAGUCAUAGAUUAGGCCACCCUUUUAGUCCAUUCAUUUUACUGAGUAUUGAUAUAAGGACUCGAUAAAUAAUGAUAAUGAUAACAAUAAAGUUAACAAUAGUAGUAAAUUACUUUUGAAUACAAGGCAAGUACCUGUAUCAGUGUGCUAGUCUUGGGACGCGGCUUGUUUCCUUCUCACUUUUAAGAUUAUUAGCAAAAGCAGUAUCGACUAAGUAAAUCUAUUAAACGUUGCGUUUCUGAAUCUUUGCAAUGAAGAGGUUGUUCAUGCUUAAAAAAGCAGUAUUGUGUUUAUUUCUGAUUGUUAUAACCUCACAUCAAACGUUUACCGGUACAUCUGUAGCCUUUCUUUCGCUGAAAGGACUUUAGACGCAAGAUAUGGCGAAGUACUGGGCUGUCUGUAGACUCGGCUCCCUCCAUUUUUUGUUAAUUCUUCCCUGCAGUUUCUAAAGAUAAGCAUCCAUUUUUCUUUUUAACAUCUGCUUUCAUGCAGUACAAACACACGCAUACAUGACAGUUAAGCAUUAUAACUAAUUGUAUAGGACAAAUACAGUUGUACAAGGUUUGUGUAAAACUUCCUGUUUUCUAUUUGUAGCAAGGCAGAAUAUACUUGCAAUAAUACAUAGCAAACUACACUGAGUGCCUCUCAGUGGUACAUGAUGCAGAAAUUUGUUAUUGUUUUCACUGUUUUCGACUUACUCAAAUGACUGUGUUUGCACAUGUAAGUGACUUCUGUCUUGUGUUACCAAUCUUUCUUUUCAUUUACUUUUUAUAUGUAAAUGAGGUAUUUCACGUUUGUUUAUAGCCAUGGAAGAAACAUUUUAUUGUCUACCGUGGUGUCCUGUAUUUCUUACUCUGUCUCAGACGUUUCUUUUUGCUUUUCCUCCGAACAGCACAGUUGAAACGUGUUUAUGGAACAUGCAUUUAUGUAUCCAGUCAGUUGCACCCUGGUUGGAUGUAUCCGCUUAACAAUGAAUGGCAGAGCCCUGUUUGGAUACCAGCAGAGACAAAAUUACAGACAAUAGACAAUCCACUCUGUGUUGUCCCAUUUUAUUCCUGCCAAUUAGGUUAAGUUGAUCAUUUUAAAGCAACAAAAUGACUAAGGCAAUGUAUCUUAAAUGUUCAUAUGUGUAUUGAUACAUACUACACAUCCGGAUCUUUCCUGUUGAACGCGAACUGAAGGGUAGGGCACAAGGGCCGGAGAAUGGGCGAGUUGGAUUUUGCUUCUCACAUGGGCGGCAACAACUGCAGAAAAAAAGCAGUGAACAAGUUUGCGGUUGUCACACAUUUUUACGUCACAUGUUUGCUACUGAUCUUAAAAUGGGGACAGUCGAUCAUGUACCUUUCUAUUCAGCUCUUUUGAACUCUCUUUAGGAGAAAGUAUCUUAAUAGUGGUUUUGCUCCCUUCUGUUUGUCUUAUUCUUAAAUAUGAAAAUAAGUAUUUUAAAUCAUUUUGUAAAUACCGCUGUAAAGAAAAAUAAGAAAUUUAAUGUUGUCUUUUAAAUACUUUUCAUUCUAAUAUGAAUGUUGUUAUAUUGUACUUAGAAACUGUACCUUUAAUAUUAUCUUUAUUAAAAGUGCAUUGGACACAUCGAUUUUAGAUGUGCUUUAUGUGCUGUUAUCCCAUAAUAAAAUUUACCGCUUGUAAUGAGCUCUUA
Molecule: messenger RNA, 8160 nt
Organism: Paramisgurnus dabryanus
Lineage: Eukaryota; Metazoa; Chordata; Actinopteri; Cypriniformes; Cobitidae
Gene: roraa
Product: RAR-related orphan receptor A, paralog a
Biological process (GO): regulation of transcription by RNA polymerase II
Cellular component (GO): nucleus
Molecular function (GO): zinc ion binding; RNA polymerase II cis-regulatory region sequence-specific DNA binding; nuclear receptor activity
Source: RefSeq, a predicted model, not a curated record